Messenger RNA from Seriola dumerili (greater amberjack), 1751 nucleotides. Its product is annotated as cyclin-dependent kinase 17-like. Gene Ontology annotation, biological process: exocytosis; protein phosphorylation; neuron projection development. Gene Ontology annotation, molecular function: ATP binding; protein kinase activity. Gene Ontology annotation, cellular component: synaptic vesicle; nucleus; cytoplasm. Lineage: Eukaryota; Metazoa; Chordata; Actinopteri; Carangiformes; Carangidae. The record is from RefSeq and is a predicted model, not a curated record. Bases 297 to 1715 code for a protein of 472 amino acids. The transcript is spliced from 16 exons.
CCGGACGGGACGGUGCCGAUUAUAAGCGAAAGUAAAGACAAAUAAUGCACUAUUAUAGGCCAACUAUGCAGUCAUCAAGGCGCGGGGACAUUGCGACACACCGUAAAACACAGGGAUAAGAGUUAUCCGACUGGGUAUAGGCAAAUCUGGUGUGUUUUACAGCAAAGUAGUUGGAGGAACUUGUCGCAGUGGAUUCAUCCCAGCGUGCUGCCAGGAUUACCAUACACAAGUGGAACAAUAGUCUCCUGCAGCAGAAGCACUAGCAGCCUGUGGGCCCCUGUGGUGUGGCUGAGAAGAUGGACAGGAUGAAGAUAAUCAAGCGGAGGCUGUCCAUGUCUCUACGCAGCGCUCGGCCCGUUGAUGACUCCCUGUCCGAACUGGCAGAACAGAUGGCCUUGGACGAGCCAACCGCAGCCAGAGACAAUGGUAUCGUCCAUGAGAAUGUGAAGAUGGGUUCAGAUGGAGAGAGUGACCAGGCGUCUGGGACGUCUUCUGAUGAGGUCCAGAGUCCAGUCAGGGUCCGUAUGAGGAACAACCACCAUCGGCGCAUCUCUAAUGAGGACAUAAACAAACGUUUGUCUCUCCCAGCUGAUAUCAGGCUACCGGAGGGCUACUUGGAGAAGUUUGCCAUGAACAGCCCGCCCUUUGACAAACCCAUGAGCCGCAGGCUACGACGCGCUUCACUGUCUGAAAUCGGCUUUGGGAAACUUGAAACCUACAUCAAACUGGACAAACUCGGAGAGGGGACCUAUGCUACAGUGUUUAAGGGUCGAAGCAAGUUAACAGACAAUUUAGUGGCUCUGAAAGAGAUCCGAUUGGAGCAUGAGGAGGGUGCGCCCUGCACAGCUAUCCGAGAAGUGUCUCUACUGAAAGACUUGAAGCAUGCCAAUAUUGUCACUCUCCAUGACAUUAUCCACACUGACAAGUGCCUGACACUCGUGUUUGAGUACUUGGAAAAAGACCUGAAGCAGUACAUGGAUGACUGUGGGAGCAUCAUGAGUGUUCACAAUGUCAAGAUCUUUCUGUUCCAGCUGUUACGAGGUCUGGCGUAUUGCCACAGAAGGAAGGUCCUCCACAGAGACCUAAAACCCCAGAACCUGCUCAUCAAUGAAAAAGGAGAGCUCAAACUGGCAGACUUUGGUUUGGCACGGGCCAAGUCUGUCCCUACAAAGACCUACUCGAAUGAAGUUGUGACAUUAUGGUACCGGCCACCAGAUGUGCUUCUAGGAUCCACUGAGUACUCUACACCAAUUGACAUGUGGGGUGUGGGCUGUAUCUUUUAUGAAAUGAUCACAGGCAGACCUCUCUUUCCUGGAUCGACUGUGGAGGAUGAGCUUCACCUCAUAUUCCGCAUCCUUGGUACUCCUACAGAAGAGACUUGGCCAGGCAUCACCACCAGUGAAGAGUUUAAGACAUACAAUUUCCCCCGAUACAACGCAGAACCCCUCGUCAACCACGCACCCAGAAUAGACAAUGAUGGUCAUGAUUUGCUGUCAAUGCUUCUACAGUUUGAGGCUAAGAAGCGUGUAUCAGCUGAGGAUGCUCUCAGACACUCAUAUUUUAGAAGUCUUGGAGAGCAGGUUCAAUCACUGGCUGACACCUCAUCCAUCUUCUCCGUAAAAGGCAUUCAGCUCCAGAAAGAUCCAGGAAAGAGAUCCUCAGUCUACCCAGAGUCAACCCAGGGGAAGAGCAGGAGGCAGAGUGUGUUGUUUUAGUGCUGGCGGGGGCGCUGAGGUGAGGAGGACAGUGAC